Molecule: messenger RNA, 2323 nt
Organism: Strongylocentrotus purpuratus (purple sea urchin)
Lineage: Eukaryota; Metazoa; Echinodermata; Echinoidea; Camarodonta; Strongylocentrotidae
Exons: 5
Coding region: 886-1737 (283 amino acids)
Source: RefSeq, a predicted model, not a curated record
CCGCAGUGAAUGAACGGAAACUUGCAACUGAAACUGUAACUCCACUUCGAAGUUAUAUCAAUGUGUAUUAUCUCAUGCUUCAAGUUGAUAAGGAUGAGUGGAUAAAGAAGAAUAGAUUAUUUUAUCUCUUUCUGUAUGUUCUAAAUAGUGAAAACUUUGACAAAGGAGCUCGUGGGCGAACCACUCGGAGUUGCUCGCAUUCUUACCGGUGGUUAGGUGGUACAUGUAUACCUGUACAGCAAGUCGAGCGCACAACGGGCAGAGAUCACGCCACACUGCACUGCUUGGAAUCUCCUGCCUGCGAGAGCUAGAAGUUACCAUUUUAAUUUAAUCAAAGAGCUGAGUGAAGAAAGUUUAUAUAUUUUAUGGCAAUUUUAGUAAAAUGUUCUUAUUCUUUUUUUAAUGUAAACGUGACGCUGUGAGUUUAGCAAGAUUAAGUUUGCCUGUACAAGGUGUGCGUCUAAAUUCACACUGCAUGUACUCUCAUCCAAGGAGUCGUUUUUCAGAAGUGUGUACGCUAUCGUCACUCGUGGAACUCGUAAGGUCGUCGAUCAAUUCAAUGCAUGUUUGUUAUACAAGAAAUCGUGAAUUCUCUUCAUAAUUCUACGAGUUUCUUUUGCAUGAAGUCGCAUCUUUUCAACGACAUACCGAAGUGUCUGCUUUCGAAUUUGCUUGACUUAGAACAAAGUCUGAUUUCUCCUGCUUUCAUCCAGCUACCCGAAAGAGUUGUAACAUUUUUAGCCUCACCUUAAAUUUGGACAUCUAUUUCUUUAGCCAUUGCUGUGAUUUAUAAAGACAUAGAAAGAUCAGAGCUGUCGGUUUGGAUUCUAAGCCACCUUGAAGUUUUAUUUUGGACAAAUAUAUUUGAAGUCGAAGAAACAGAAAAUGGCAACAUCGUCGAUAGCCGUUGUUGUAAUCCUCUUCGUGGUCGUAUGCCAACUCGGGACAGUUCACUCAUCAGGAGCCACCAUUAUUAAAAGCCCUGGUGGAUGGUCAUCCGUGGAAGGGUCAAAUUUCACUCUUGGAUGCUGGGUAAGCCUCACAAAUAACAACAUGAAUGCCGACACCGUAUGCCGAACCAGAAUCCGAUUCACGAAGAACUCGACGAGCAUUGCCGAAGGCCCGAGGCACAUCCGUUCGGGUUCUACUCGGGAUGUAAAUACCAACCGUAUCAACUGCACCAUGACGAUAUUUCGGCUACGUUUGGAAGACUCCGGGUUGUACGGGUGCUGCUGGCCUGACGUCGCGGGGAUGUGUUCCCGUCAUCCGACCAAGAUGCUUACAGUCAUGCCAGCUUUAACUGGAGCUCCGACCACUACUCCAGAGUCACCGACUACAUCAUUAGACAGGCUGCUGACAGGGAGUAGAGCACCCAGUGAACACAACGAAGUAGUCUACCGAACAAUCUCAAUGAGGAGCAGUACAGCAUCAUCAGGAGGAGAAAAUGAAGCCUACAAUCAGAAAUCGAGAUCCUCUAUUCAUAAGACAAUCUGGCCGCUUCUUCUUGUGAUAGCAGUUCUUGUGAUCCUCAUCGUACUUGGCAAGCGAUACGUGAAGAGGAAAUCGUCCGACGGACACUCAUCAGUUACGUCCAGAGACCCGGAGAGUCCGGACCAUGUAUCAACGGUCCUCGACCACAGUUUUACAUACGAUACAGACAGUGGGGUUGCUACCACCACUACCACAACCACCACAACAGUGCUCAAUCGAUUACAGGAUGAAGAUUCGCAGAGAUGAUCUCGAAGUUUACAUAUUUGAGGAGUUGACACCUAUUGAAGUAAAGACUAGUAAAAGACUAGAGACUGAAAACAAUGAAAUAUAAUCCUAAGCUUCAAGCUGAAACCUUGUGCAAGAUGGUUUAGAUUGUUUGUAGAAAAAGUGGGAUGUAUUGAUUGAAAGGCUAACGAGAGACUGAAAAGAGACAUGAAUUAAAUCUCGUCCGUUUGAAGUCGUUUGACCCCGUUUGACCUUUUAUUCGGUUCAAAGGUUAUUGGCAUGCCUAUAUAAUGAACACUAAAGAUGUGCCAAUAGUCACAAUGGUGGUGCUGUCCGUGCAAGAGUGAAGAAAUGCAAAGAAAAUGUAGGCCUAAUGAGACUGAAUGUGCUGAUUUCUUCACUGUUUUCAAAAUUGUAUUUUUAAAUAAUUAUAUAGCAUUAACAAUUAGCAAACAUUUAUCGAACUUGAGAAAAAUGAGUGAAUAUACAUGAGUAGGCCUACUAAGAGUGAUUCAACACUACGAAGAUCUCACUUUACAUAUUGAUGGCAGGUCAAGUCACCAACAUGCAUAAGAGAGAGAGAGAGAGAGAGAGAGAGAGAGAGAGA